UGCGCGUGCGCGCUGGAGCGCUAGCGAGUGAAGGUAACCUGUGAUCAUCAAGGACCAGGGCGACCCGGACGCGCGAUCCUUUCUCCCGAGCACGACGCGAAACCGGCCGGGCUUGCAGACUUGACCUUCCACGCCCUUGUCCUCUCACGAACGUCUCUUCGCAGAGCCCAGACUCUCGCUUAGCGUCCACGAUGAGCAGCAUGACCCAGAAUCUACGGGAAUUAAUGAAGGUUAUGUUCAAAGUUCCCGGUUUUGAUAGAGUUUUGGAAAAGGUGACACUUGUCUCUGCUGCUCCUGAAAAACUAGUCUGCGAGAUGAAGGUGGAAGAGCAGCAUACUAACAAGCUGGGUACCCUCCACGGAGGUUUGACAGCAACCCUAGUGGACACCGUCUCGACCAUAGCUCUAAUGUGCACAGAAAGAGGGGCACCCGGAGUCAGUGUGGACAUGAACAUCACGUACAUGUCUCCUGCUAAGAUAGGAGAAGAAAUAGUGAUCACAGCACAUAUUCUGAAGCAAGGAAAGACACUUGCAUUUGCCUCAGUGGAUCUGACCAACAAGACCACAGGAAAAUUAAUAGCACAAGGCAGACACACAAAACACCUGGGAAACUGAGAACAGCGGGAAGACCCGAAGCAGCACAACAGUGCCAAGUAUGGCUUGUGAACAACUUUCUGAAAUAAAUUAUCAAAACCAGAA
This is a messenger RNA of Mus pahari (shrew mouse), 698 nucleotides long. RefSeq names its product acyl-CoA thioesterase 13 (gene Acot13). Gene Ontology annotation, molecular function: fatty acyl-CoA hydrolase activity. The record is from RefSeq and is a predicted model, not a curated record. The transcript is spliced from 3 exons. The coding region runs from base 192 to 614 and encodes 140 amino acids. NCBI's taxonomy places the organism in Eukaryota, Metazoa, Chordata, Mammalia, Rodentia, Muridae.